Molecule: messenger RNA, 2735 nt
Organism: Zingiber officinale
Lineage: Eukaryota; Viridiplantae; Streptophyta; Magnoliopsida; Zingiberales; Zingiberaceae
Product: probable galacturonosyltransferase 7
Exons: 10
Coding region: 215-2224 (669 amino acids)
Molecular function (GO): polygalacturonate 4-alpha-galacturonosyltransferase activity
Source: RefSeq, a predicted model, not a curated record
AUCCUCUUCACUCUGUUCUCACACUCGCCGGUUUCUUUUCCUUCUUCCUCCUUUUUCGCUUUCACUUUUGUUCGCCAAAUCGAAGCGCAUUACAGAGCAGCAAGCUUAGCGGAGAAGUAUGGAGUAGCAGUGGCAGCGCGGAAGAGCAGUGCGCUAGUGCUAGAAGAAGAAGAAGAAGAAGAAAUUUGAAGCGGCGGUGUCGGUGGAUGACGCAAUGAAGGGUUUCGUGGUGAUCUCGACACCUCCAGCGUCGAAGCGGCGCUGUCGCUCCUCUUCGGUGGCGGUACUCGUCCUCGUCAUAUUUUCCCUGCUCGUGCCCCUCUUCUUCCUUCUCGGCCUCCUCAACCGCUUCCCCUCCGGAUACGUCACAGACGAUGAUCUCGUGCCUUGGGAAAGUACUCUGUAUGGCGUUGGUACUUCUUCAAAGUUCGGUUCAUAUGAAGGUGACAGUCUAAGGAUCAAGAAUCUCGUCAAAAAAUUUGAGCCUGCGUUCUCAAAGGAUCUUAGCUGGAAUCACAUGCAAAAAACUGGUACCUUUCUGAAUAAGAAACCUGCCAAGAAUUCCACGCCACUGAUUGAGGAGGGGAAGGGUCCAAUUUCCAAACCAUUGACUGUGAUUAUGACUUCACACUCUGAUCCAAAUAAUAACAGUGCCUAUCAUAAACCAGAAACGGUCAUUCAUGACACCCACGGUCCCCAUGUAGCACAAAAAGUUCCAACAUCACUUCCAUAUUUGAGUAAGCAUGGGAGCAGUGAUGGCAUGAAAAUAAAUGCUGGUGGAGAAAAUGGUGAUGAAAUAAGGAAAGAUUGUCAGCGUGAAUUUGGGAGCUAUUGCUUAUGGUCUGUAGAACAUAAAACAGCAAUGAAGGAUUCCAUGAUUAAGACAUUCAAAGACCAGCUUUACGUUGCUAGAGCUUACUAUCCAAGCAUAGCAAAACUUCAUGGACAAAUGAAGCUAUCUCGUGAUUUGAAACAAAAUAUACAAGAACAUGAACGGAUACUCAGUGAAGCAAUUACAGAUGAUGAUCUUCCAAAAUUUGCAGAAAAGAAGACGCAGAAGAUGGAAGAGACAAUUGCAAGAGCUAAAGCGUGCGCUGUGGAUUGCAAUAACGUUCAGAAGAAACUCAGACAGAUACUAGAUCUCACCGAGGAUGAAUCUAAUUUUCAUAUGAGGCAAAGCGCAUUCCUCUAUCACCUUGCUGUUCAGACAAUGCCUAAAAGUCUUCAUUGCUUGUUAAUGAGAUUGACAUUGGAGUUUUUUAAAUCUCCGUCAACUAGCUACCAGGAGUCCCACCCUAACCCAUUUGACGGUCGAAAUCUUAUGCAUUAUGCGAUUUUCUCCAAAAAUGUUCUCGCAGCUUCAGUUACAAUAAAUUCAACAGUAAUGAGCUCUGAGGUCAAUCAAAAUAUGGCAUUCCAUGUUGUAACAGACGCACAAAAUUUUUAUGCUAUGAAGGUAUGGUUUCAAAAAAACUCUUACAGAGAAGCAACUGUUCAUGUGAUAAACAUUGAAGAACUUAAGACGAAGCACGUCCUUCACAAUACCAGCCUAUCAGCACUGUUACUAUCUGAGGAAUUUCGUAUAUCUAUUCAUAGACCUGAUCAACCUGCUGCAGAAACGAGUGCUGCAUACAUUAGUGUGUUUGGCCAUUCUCACUUUCUUCUUCCCGAACUCUUUAAGAACCUAAAAAGAGUAGUGGUUUUGGAUGAUGAUGUGGUUGUUCAGCAGGAUUUAUCAUCCCUAUGGAGCUAUGACCUGGGUGGAAAGGUGAUUGGAGCUGUUGAGCUUUGUGGGAUGACACUAAGCCAACUGAAAAAAUUUCUGGGCAGAAACAUCUAUGAUGCGAAUUCAUGCACUUGGAUUUCUGGAUUGAAUAUUGUUGAUUUGGAUAAAUGGAGGGAGCAUAAUGUGACGGCGAUAUAUUUGCAACUUCUUCAAGGCUUUCAAACGAAAGAUGAAACAUCGCUUAGAGCUGCAGCACUGCCCGCAAGCUUAAUUGCAUUCCAGAAUCUGAUCCAACCCUUAAAUGAGAGCUGGUCUUUGGCAGGGCUUGGUCACAAUCAUGGUAUCACUAGAGAGGCUAUAAACAGUGGUUUGUCCUUGCAUUACAAUGGCAAUAUGAAACCUUGGCUUGACCUCGGCAUUCCAAAAUACAAAAAGUACUGGAAGAAAUUUCUUACACAGGAUGACAAGUUCAUGGUUGAAUGCAAGGUGAAUCUAUAGCUGAAUGAAUCAGUCGAUGCAAUUUGCCACCUGAUUUGGAUAUUCCAUAUGCUCAGCGAAUCAAGUAGAACAAAUCACACAGAAUGCUUGAGAGUUUGUGUUUACAACUGGAUCUUUGCCGAGAUAUUACUUGGCAACGUGGAAGGCAAUUUCAUUUGCUUGAUGGAAGUGAAUCAAGUAAAUCGAAAUUGAAAUUGUCUAGUUGGAGAGAUCUUUGAUAGAACAAGAGAUUACCUUGUCACUUGUACCCUGGAUUAGAUUUGUGCUUCUCUCCUUGCUGCUAAUGCAGUUUUUAUUUUUUAUUUAUUUUAUUAUUAUUUUUUAAAAAUAGAACAGGUAGAACAUUGAUGUUCUACAAAUGCAGUUCCUCAACCUGUAAUUUCACCAGUCCGGUCUCAAUAAACAGGCCACUGGUUUGUAAAUCUGUAUCAUCAUGAGUGUUUUCUGUUGGAUUUCUGUGUGUUUAUCAACUGCUCUUCAGUAAUGAAUUUGUUUAUUCUUCCAGUUGUCA